AUGAGUAUUCCAGGAUAUGUGUUCGAAUGUCUGGACAAAUGCGAAUGCGAUACCGAAGACGAGGUUAUACAUUGUCAUAAUGGAGACCGAACAGAACUACAGCUUCCUCAAGGCGAGCGGCUUCGUGGCUUUCCCGUCAUUGGUUUGACAUACAAUCAAAUUGUAAGGCUUCCUGACGAAGUAACUCUAUUGACUAAAUUUCCAGACUUAAUGGUUAUUGAUGUUGAACGAAACCCGGAUUUCGAUUGUGAUUCGUUGAAAGAAUACGAGCGAGUAAAAAUCAUAUCCGACUGUUUCAAAAAUAUCACUGAGAUCGAUCGCGUGCCGAGAAUUUAUCGACCAUCUCGUGAAUGCGAUUUCGCUUGCCAGGCAGCCAAGCACUAUGCAAACCUUCACGGAUAUGUUUUACAACUAUGGGAAAUUCUUAAGGAGAAGUACAGGAAUUUCAGCUUGGAUGCAACUCUUCGUCAAGUACAGGAAUUCUUCAAGCACUUGGUGCGUCGAGUUAAUCAAUUCGGUAGCGAGGUACAGAUGAAUUUGAAGAAGCAAUCCAAACCCCCACAUCCGAAAUACGUGACACCAAUGUCGGAGCUGGAUGAAAUCGUCGACGAAUCGGAUGCUUAA
This is a messenger RNA of Angiostrongylus costaricensis, 624 nucleotides long. Lineage: Eukaryota; Metazoa; Nematoda; Chromadorea; Rhabditida; Metastrongylidae. The record is from the annotation of a GenBank genome assembly.